CGCGAGAGUGCGCUGCCCGCUCGCGCAGGCCGCGCGGGCACGAGGAGCACGGCCGCCGAUGCUGUCUCGCACGAUGAGCAGCAGCAUGGCUGCGCUGCGCGGCGCUGCUCGGCCGAGGGGGCUCGCUCGUACCGGAGCCCUGGAUCGGGUGGCCGCCACGCCGCGGUGCCUCGACAGGCGCCACAGAGUAUCCGUCACGAGCCAGGGCAGUGCCCGUACCGAGCUGAUGAGCCACUUGCGCCGGGCGGAGAUCCAGGGCUGGAGCAAGGACGAGAUCCAGACCUAUUCGUGGGCCGACUUCGUCAGCCGCGACGAGGGCCUAAAGGCUAUAGGCAAGGACAACAAGCUCAUGCCCGACGUCGAUGAGAUCUACUACAACUCGCCAACCGGUAUACUGUACCAGCGGGCCAUCGCGCACGAGCCUGGCAGCUGCAUCGUAUCCUCUGGGGCGCUGGCAGUGCGUAGCGGCGUCAAGACUGGCCACGGGCGCGUGGUCCUGGAGGAGGACUCGAAUGACGACGUGUGGGGGGGCAAGGUGGACAUGCUGUUGCCAGAGGACGCCUUCUUGACCAGCCGUGAGCGCGCUCGGCGGGCUGUACGUGCUCGACGGCUUCGGCGGCUGGGACAAGCACUAUAG
Molecule: messenger RNA, 637 nt
Organism: Prorocentrum cordatum
Lineage: Eukaryota; Dinophyceae; Prorocentrales; Prorocentraceae
Source: the annotation of a GenBank genome assembly